Messenger RNA from Fusarium venenatum, 777 nucleotides. Its product is annotated as HAD-like domain-containing protein. Lineage: Eukaryota; Fungi; Ascomycota; Sordariomycetes; Hypocreales; Nectriaceae. The record is from RefSeq and is a predicted model, not a curated record.
AUGUCUCAUCCAGAUCUCACUUCCUUUAAAGCGCUGUCGUUUGACGUCUAUGGCACACUUAUCAAUCAAGAGCCUGGUAUGAUCCGUGGCUUACAGCCCAUUCUAUCUCGUCUGCCAGAUGAUAGCCCCUACAAGACGAACCCCCUAUCACUUAUGCAACGACUUAGUAUGUUUUACAGGCGUCUUGCGGUUGAUGAGCCGACACUACGUUUUAACAUCAUCCUUCAACGCUCGUUCAAGAACCUGGCGGACGAAUUGGGAGUCAGUGUAUCUAAAACAGAGAUUGAAGAAAUCGGCAGCACACCCGGCUUUUGGGAGCCAUUCCCCGACACGGUCGCCGGAAUGCAAACUCUCAAGAAGUACUACAAACUCAUUGCCGUGACCAACAUGGAUAACGCCAACGCUGCGGCGACGAUGAAACGUCUUCAGCCCGCAGAGUUUGACAAAGUCUAUACUGCCGAAGACAUCGGCAGUUACAAACCUGCUAAAGCCAAUUUUGACUACUUGUUCAGUCACGUCAAGAGCGAUCUGCAAAUCAACAGAGACCAGGGAGAGUUACUUCACGUAGCUCGAAGCUUGAUCGCCGAUCAUGUCCCCGCGAAGCAACUGGGGCUCAGGAGCGUUUGGAUCUGCCGAGGCGGCGAUAAGAAGGAAUCGUACGGAACAGGCGGUGAUUAUGAGAGAUUGAAAGAGAAUGUCGCGUAUGAGUGGAAGUUUGACUCAAUCGCGGACUUUGCCGAGGAAGUAGAAAGGCAAUUCAGGGAGAAGAGUGCUUGA